AUGGCCAGCGGUAGGCCUCCUGGAAGUCAUCCGUCCGCUGGCCGCGAUGAGGACUUGCUACAACUGGAGGAGAGCGCACCAGUCUACAACAGCGGUCAGCGACCGCCCGUGAACGACGACCAUCUGUUGCAGCGAUAUAAUAUCCACGAUCCAAACCAACAGCAGGGGAGACCAUCCGUUUCUUACGAUGACUUUGUUGGGGGCACACACCCGCCCGCGGGAGCUGGACAGACAGGCCCAGCAGACGCACGACCUCACUCAAACCAUACGGGAAGUAAUCCAUAUGUUGGAGCGCCGGCCACUCGGACCUACUCACAAACGUCGGGGUUAAAUAAUUACCAGCGCUAUUCCGACCUGGAUGACUACGAAGAUGACCGAUCCAUGCAGGGCUACGACAAUGCGGAGAUCGACGAGGACAGUGUAUCCCCCGCGCGGGUCAGGAGAGCAAAUGAGCGAAAUAGUAUUCUGGCUCUGGGCGGUGGGCUCAUGGGCAGGGCGAAGAACAUGCUGGGCAUGGGCCACCAGUACUCGGAGAUGGAUCUGCCGCUGACAGAAUCGGGUGCACGAGGUGCACGGAUCGAUGGUCCCGAGGGGGACGAAGGCAGUCCCCCAAAGAGCAGGAAAAGGUUCAGUGCCGGGGACUUCAAAUUCGGCUUUGGGAAAAAGAAGGUGGAUCCUUCGACUCUGGGACCCCGGAUCAUCAUGCUCAAUAACGCGCCCGCGAAUGCCGCACAUAAAUACGUGGAUAAUCAUAUCUCCACGGCCAAGUACAAUAUCAUCACCUUUAUACCUAAGUUCCUCUUUGAACAGUUCUCGAAAUACGCCAACCUUUUUUUCUUGUUUACCGCCUGUCUUCAGCAAAUCCCCAAUGUGACCCCUACCAACCGAUAUACUACCAUUGUGCCGUUGAUAAUUGUGCUGAUAGUCUCAGCCGUCAAGGAACUGAUUGAAGAUUUCAAACGGAGGAGCUCGGACAAAUCCCUCAAUUACUCCAAGGCCAGGGUUCUCAAAGGGUCCACGUUUCAGGAGACCAGAUGGCUGGAUGUCGCAGUGGGAGACAUUGUGCGGGUGGAAUCCGAAGAGCCAUUUCCCGCAGACCUGGUUUUGCUUGCGAGUUCUGAGCCCGAAGGUCUCUGUUACAUUGAGACAGCCAAUUUGGACGGAGAGACAAACCUCAAAGUUAAGCAGGCCAUCCCGGAAACCGCCCACCUGGUCAAUCCUAGCGACCUGAGCAGGCUGACAGGGCGGAUACGGUCCGAACAGCCGAAUAGCAGCCUCUACACGUAUGAAGCCACGUUGACCAUGCAUGCCGGAGGAGGCGAGAAGGAGCUACCUCUGUCGCCUGACCAACUUCUGCUUCGAGGAGCUACGCUGCGUAAUACACCGUGGAUUCAUGGCGUGGUUGUCUUCACUGGUCAUGAGACAAAGUUGAUGAGAAAUGCCACCGCAACUCCGAUCAAGCGAACCGCUGUGGAACACACCGUCAACUGGCAGAUUCUGAUGCUUGUUGGCGUUCUUGUAGCUCUUAGUGUGAUCAGCUCUGUCGGAGACUUAAUCGUUCGGGAGACGGCAUCCAGCAAACUAUCGUACCUCGACUACGGUUCAUAUCAACCUGUGAAACAGUUUAUUAUGGAUAUCUUCACCUACUGGGUGCUCUACUCUAACCUCGUUCCGAUCUCACUUUUCGUGACAAUAGAGAUCGUUAAGUACUUCCAGGCUUUUCUUAUCAGUUCCGAUCUUGAUAUGUACUAUGAUAAGACGGACACACCUGCGGUUUGCCGGACGUCUUCUCUCGUGGAGGAGUUGGGUCAGAUCGAGUACAUCUUCUCUGACAAGACGGGUACUUUAACCUGCAACCAGAUGGAGUUUAAACAGUGCUCCAUCGGUGGGAUUCAGUAUGCUGGUGAGGUUCCCGAAGAUCGGAGGCCGACGAGCGAUGGGGACGAUACUGGUAUUCACGACUUCAAGAAGCUCCGUGAGAACUUGAAAUCUCAUCCUACCAAAGAGGCCAUUCAUCAUUUCCUCACGUUGCUGGCAACCUGCCACACGGUCAUUCCAGAGAGGAGGGCCGAGAAACCUGGGGAAAUCAAAUAUCAGGCCUCGUCUCCUGAUGAAGGUGCUCUGGUAGAAGGAGCUGUUAUGUUGGGUUAUCGGUUCACAAACCGGAAACCUCGGUCAGUUAUUAUCACUGUGGACGGGCAGGAAUAUGAAUACGAGUUGCUGGCUGUAUGCGAAUUCAACUCGAGCAGGAAAAGGAUGUCAACUAUCUUCCGAUGCCCUGAUGGAAAGGUCCGAAUCUAUUGCAAGGGUGCAGACACGGUGAUCCUGGAACGCCUCAAUCCGGACAAUCCAAUCGUGGAAGCCACCUUACAGCACCUUGAGGAAUACGCUUCUGAAGGUCUGCGGACCCUCUGUCUGGCAAUGAGAGAAAUCCCGGAGGAUGAAUUCCAACAGUGGAUCCAGAUCCACGACAAGGCCGCCACGACUGUCAGCGGAAACCGUCAAGAGGAACUGGAUAAGGCAUCCGAGCUUAUCGAGAAAGACUUCUACCUUCUCGGAGCUACUGCCAUCGAAGACAGAUUGCAGGAUGGAGUCCCUGACACUAUCCACACUCUGCAGACCGCCGGCAUCAAAAUCUGGGUUUUGACUGGUGACAGACAAGAAACCGCCAUCAACAUUGGCAUGUCAUGCAAGCUUAUCUCGGAAGACAUGACGUUGCUUAUCGUGAACGAAGAGUCCGCCUCUGCUACCAGAGAGAACUUGUCGAAGAAAUUGCAAGCGAUUCAGAGUCAGACCGCUUCCGGCGGGGAAACAGAACCUCUCGCGCUCAUCAUUGAUGGGAAGUCCUUGACUUAUGCGCUUGAGAAAGAUUUGGAAAAGACCUUCCUGGAUUUGGCGGUUAUGUGCAAGGCCGUCGUGUGCUGUCGUGUUUCACCGCUCCAGAAAGCUCUUGUAGUCAAGCUUGUCAAGCGUCAUUUGAAGUCUCUGCUUCUUGCUAUCGGCGACGGAGCCAAUGAUGUGUCCAUGAUCCAGGCAGCCCAUGUGGGUGUGGGUAUCAGUGGUGUUGAGGGUCUCCAGGCUGCGCGGGCUGCCGACGUGUCCAUUGCGCAGUUCCGCUACCUUCGAAAACUGCUUCUUGUUCACGGAUCCUGGGCCUAUUCGCGGAUCAGCAAGGUGAUUUUGUAUUCCUUCUACAAGAACAUCGCUCUCAACAUGACGCAGUUCUGGUACGCCUUUCAAAAUGCCUUCUCGGGGGAAGUGAUCUACGAGUCGUGGACUCUGUCCUUCUACAACGUCUUGUUCACGGUGCUUCCUCCGUUUGUCAUGGGGAUCGUUGAUCAGUUUGUUUCGGCCCGACUGUUGGAUCGGUACCCUCAGCUGUACCAGCUCGGUCAGAAGGGCGUUUUCUUCAAGAUGCACAGCUUCUGGUCAUGGAUCGCCAACGGCUUCUUCCAUUCGCUUGUAGCUUACGUCGUUUCGGAGCUUAUUUUCUACGACGAUCUCCCAAUGCGGAAUGGUUUGACAGCAGGUCAUUGGGUAUGGGGCACAUGCCUGUACACGGCUGUCCUUGUCACGGUGCUGGGGAAGGCGUCUCUCGUCACGAAUAUUUGGACUAAAUAUCAUGUCAUCGCUAUUCCUGGAUCGCUUCUGAUCUGGCUGAUUUUCCUCCCUGCUUACGGCUACGUGGCGCCGACUCUUGGGUUCUCGAUGGAAUACUACGGCAUCAUCCCUGUUAUAUUCACGCUACCGCAGUUCUACAUGAUGGCUAUUAUCCUGCCCGCGAUCUGCCUUCUCCGUGACUUUGCCUGGAAAUAUGCGAAACGCAUGUACAUUCCGCAGCCGUACCAUCACGUCCAAGAGAUCCAGAAGUAUAAUGUCCAAGAUUACCGGCCGCGGAUGGAGCAGUUCCAGAAGGCGAUCCGGAAGGUUCGCCAGGUGCAGCGGAUGCGGAAACAGCGCGGCUAUGCCUUCAGUCAAGCCGACGAGGGCGGACAGAUGAGGAUUGUUAACGCUUAUGACACGACGAGGAGCAGGGGUAGAUAUGGAGAGAUGGCCAGUUUGAGAAGGCCGGUUUGA
Molecule: messenger RNA, 4077 nt
Organism: Rasamsonia emersonii CBS 393.64
Lineage: Eukaryota; Fungi; Ascomycota; Eurotiomycetes; Eurotiales; Trichocomaceae
Product: Phospholipid-translocating ATPase
Exons: 3
Coding region: 1-4077 (1358 amino acids)
Biological process (GO): phospholipid translocation; intracellular protein transport; post-Golgi vesicle-mediated transport
Cellular component (GO): plasma membrane
Molecular function (GO): ATP hydrolysis activity; ATP binding; ATPase-coupled intramembrane lipid carrier activity
Source: RefSeq, a predicted model, not a curated record